AUUUCCAGUUUGGAAAUAGUCGUGUCGAGUUUGCGUGGUCGAAGGGUUUGGUUGUCGUCCAGGCGAAAGUGAAAAUGGAAUCAGGUGAUAAACAAUUGGAAAUCACCGGACCCGUAAUUUGGGUUUUGGGCGGUCCAGGAUGCGGCAAAGGAACCCAAUGUGAUAAAAUCGUUGCCAAAUAUGGGUUUACCCAUUUAUCGUCUGGUGACCUUCUGAGGGCCGAGGUUGCGACUGGAUCAGAAAGGAGUCAACAGAUUAAUGAAAUCAUGAAGCGCGGAGAAUUAAUUCCUUUGGAUAUCAUCUUAACUCUUCUGAGGGAGGCCAUGAGCAAAGUAGUUGACACCAAGGGAUUCUUGAUCGACGGUUAUCCGCGCGAGAAGGAUCAAGGCAUCUUGUUCGAGGAAAAAGUUGCUAAAGUAUCUGUGAUCUUGUUCUUCGAAGCCGACGACAAGGUGCUCACCGAUAGGAUCCUCUACAGGGAGACUUCGGGCAGAUCUGACGACAACGAAGAGACCAUCAAACUGAGAUUGCAAACUUUCCAUCGUUACACUGACCAAAUCACAGAGCAUUACGCAAGUGUCCUGAAAAAAAUUAACGCCGAAAGGAAUCCGGACGAUAUCUUUGCUGAAGUUCAAAGUUAUUUGGACCCACUUGUUAAAUAAGU
This is a messenger RNA of Nicrophorus vespilloides, 664 nucleotides long. RefSeq names its product adenylate kinase isoenzyme 1-like. Gene Ontology annotation, molecular function: ATP binding; AMP kinase activity. Gene Ontology annotation, cellular component: cytosol; cytoplasm. Gene Ontology annotation, biological process: nucleoside triphosphate biosynthetic process. NCBI's taxonomy places the organism in Eukaryota, Metazoa, Arthropoda, Insecta, Coleoptera, Silphidae. The record is from RefSeq and is a predicted model, not a curated record.